Schistocerca piceifrons (Central American locust) is the source of this 594-nucleotide messenger RNA. Its product is annotated as MFS-type transporter clz9-like. Gene Ontology annotation, molecular function: DNA binding. Bases 1 to 594 code for a protein of 197 amino acids. The transcript has a single exon. The record is from RefSeq and is a predicted model, not a curated record. Gene Ontology annotation, cellular component: nucleus. NCBI's taxonomy places the organism in Eukaryota, Metazoa, Arthropoda, Insecta, Orthoptera, Acrididae.
AUGGACGAAAAUGGAUGUCGCCUCGCACUCCACGAGUCUCCUGAUGUUUUAGCCAAGAAAGGUGUGAAACGCUUUGUUGCCCCAGAACAUUGGGAAAAUGUUACCAUUGUCUCAUGUGGGAAUGCAAUUGGACAGGUUAUUCCUCCUAUGAUACUUUUCAAAGGAAAGCGACGCAAGCCAGAACGGGGAGACUAUUUGCCACCUGGGACUGCAGUAGAAAUGACAGAUAAGGGCUCAAUGAAUACUGCGACAUUCAUCAAAUGGAUACAUCAUUUUGCCAAAUACAAGCCUGCAAAAGAUGUUAUUUUGAUAUUUGAUGGAGCACCGUCACAUUUGGACCCGAAAAUUUGCGACGUUGCUGAAGAGCACAAUAUCAGACUUUACUGCUUGCCCACCAACACAACACAUGAGCUGCAACCCAUGGAUAAAUCAGUAUUCAAGCCGUUUGAGUCUUACUGGGAUGACGAAGUUCAGCUGUACUGGUCUACACAUGAAAGGGAAGAAAACAGAGCAAUUAAUAAACGUUUGUUUGGAAAAAUCUUCAGCAAGGUGUGGCCAAAAGCAACAUCCCCAGUAAAUGUCAUGUCUGGAUAG